This is a messenger RNA of Arxiozyma heterogenica, 558 nucleotides long. It is a transcript of the gene SAP30, whose product is annotated as Sap30p. Bases 1 to 558 code for a protein of 185 amino acids. The record is from RefSeq and is a predicted model, not a curated record. The transcript has a single exon. Lineage: Eukaryota; Fungi; Ascomycota; Saccharomycetes; Saccharomycetales; Saccharomycetaceae. Gene Ontology annotation, molecular function: protein binding.
AUGGCAGCUACACAUAGUGGAACUGAAUCACAUAAAGAUGAUCAUCAUAAUAAUAAGACUGGUAGAGGUGGUAAACACUCAAACAGCAGCAACCAUGGUAAUCACAACGAUUCAUCACUCACAAGACUCAACGUACAACAACAACAGUAUUUGAAAGACUUGGUGAAAAGACAUGUUACUGAUAAUAAACCAACUUUCUCACAUAAUGGCAUCCAGGAUUUAUCUAAAUACCAUGAGUUUGACUACCAGCUUCGACAGAUGGAUUAUUCUGUAUUAAGAAAAUAUAGUCAUAGAUUCCAUUUGAAUGAAGAUAAAGACAAUGUUACUUUGACAGGAGUGCUUCUGCAAUCUCCAUUGGGUCUCCAUACCAUAUCAUCACAUUAUUACACUCAGUCAAAUACUAGAAAUGGUAAUAACAAGUAUAGAGUCGAUAAACAGAAAUACGUGAAACGUUGUAACGAUCAUUUCAAGCAACAAGGUGUUAAAGAAAUGGACAGCAUCUCUCAGUUCAUCUACAAAGUCAAACACCAAAGUAAAGAUUUCAAGAUGACAUUUUGA